AUGCCCCGUUUGGAAGAGUGGGAAAUUAAGAAGUACUGGCAGAUUUUCCAGGGCCUAAAGCCCGAAGGAAACAAGUUGACAGGCGCACAAGUGUCGCCGGUGUUGAAAAAUUCAAGGUUGCCAGAUAGCCAGCUAUCCCAGAUUUGGGACUUAUCGGACAUUGACGCUGACGGCAAAUUGGACUUCGAGGAGUUCUGUAUUACUUUGCGGUUGAUUUUCGACACCGUCAAUGGCAACAUCAGCGAGAUUCCGGCGGAAUUGCCAAGCUGGUUGGUUCCGCUGUCCAAAGCCCAUUUGAUCCUGGCCAACAAGGCAGUGGCCACAGGUUCCAACUCCAGUGGGCCGUUGGGUGACGACGACGACGACAUGCUCUCGGACGAUUUUGACUGGUACAUUUCGCCCACGGACAAGUCAACAUACGAGGCCAUUUACAACUCAAACAGCGACAGCUACGGAAGAGUGCGGUUUGAUUCGUUGGAGGGGUUGUAUCUGACACUCAAGAAGGUUCCAAGGUCGGAUAUCUCGUCUGCGUGGAACUUGGUCAACCCCAAAUCCUUCGAGACGAUCGACAAGGACCAAGUGUUGGUGUUUCUUCAUAUCUUGAAUCAGAGAGAAAAUGGCAAGAGAAUCCCACGAGGAGUACCUGCGUCGUUGAGGGCUACAUUCUCCAAAGAGGUACCCAAUUACGAUUUGAGCUCGACUUCCAAGAACAUCUCGCAGCCUUCUAGUAACGACAAAAAAGCAUUUGGCACCAACUACUUAAACAAGAUUGGUCAGGGCCACCAGCCGGAGAAAGGAACAGACUUCUCAGUUACAGAGGGCACUGACUGGGAAUUGGUAAGGUUGAGACGAGAAUUGGCCAACUUGGAGAGCUUGUUGGAUAAAGCACAAUCGGAAAGCAACCAGAAUGCCGAUGGAGAGCUGGCGGUGUUGAAGUUCGAGUUUGAGCAGUUAUUGAAAUACAAACAGGACAAGUUGAAGACCAUGCAGAGCGUGCCUAAUAGCGAUAAGGACUUGACCGAUGUGAAGAACGACGUUGAGUUGAUCUCGACCCAGGUGCAGACAUUGGAAGAGUUUCUAGUGAGCAAAGAGCAAGAGUUGGCGCAGUUGAAGGCUCAGCUUGCUUAG
Messenger RNA from Sungouiella intermedia, 1128 nucleotides. The record is from the annotation of a GenBank genome assembly. Lineage: Eukaryota; Fungi; Ascomycota; Pichiomycetes; Serinales; Metschnikowiaceae.